This is a messenger RNA of Penaeus monodon (black tiger shrimp), 1502 nucleotides long. RefSeq names its product glycine, alanine and asparagine-rich protein-like. The record is from RefSeq and is a predicted model, not a curated record. Bases 203 to 943 code for a protein of 246 amino acids. The transcript has 5 exons. Lineage: Eukaryota; Metazoa; Arthropoda; Malacostraca; Decapoda; Penaeidae.
UCGGCCAGCAAUUCGAGCUCCUUCUCUUAAGAUUUUAUUCUUAGUCUGGCGGUUUUUGAGGCCCUUUGCCGGGCAAGAGGAGUUGGUGACCUUGCGAAAACUAAGGCUUUUUGUAACUCCCUCCAUUCGCUCUUUCCAAGACCUUGGCUGAGGCCACGACACCCGCAUCUGCAAAAGGAUCCGAGUCUUGCUUCCUACAAAGAUGCAGUUGAGCAGAGCAGCUGGUUUCGGGGUACUCCUGCUCGUGGCACUUCCAUCCGUCCUUGGCCCUGCAGACGCUACCCUGCUGCUGCCAUUGACGGCUGUGUCCCUUGGCACUGGCGCCCUUGCGACGCUCGGGCUACUUGGCGCUGUUGGCUUAGGCGUGGCCAUCAAAAAAACACUCUACUACGGCGGCAAAGGACAUGGCCAUGACCACCACUACCACAGCCACCACCACCACCACACCGGAGGGGGAUACGGAGGCGCUCAUACCGGAGGAGGCUACGGAGACGCUCAUACCGGAGGGGGCUACGGAGGCGCUCAUACCGGAGGGGGCUACGGAGGCGCUCAUACCGGAGGGGGCUACGGUGGGGGCUACCCAUCUCCCUCAUACGCCGCGCCGCUCACCUCCGCGCACAGGCGGCGACGGAAUGCGUACAUUUUGGCCGAGGGCGACCGCGCCGCCGUGGACGCCCUGGUGUCCGACGACCGCCUCGGCUGCGCACAGCGGCUCGUGUGCGAGCUGGCCCGCGAGCCGGAGGCCGGCCUCGAGGCGGACGAGGUCGCGAUCCUUGCCCUUGUCAGCGACGAGCGGGCGACGGCGGGCGUGAAGCAACUGCGGAAGGCGGCCGCGGUAGGCAGGGGGGGCGCCGCCUGCUCCUCCCUCUUCAAGAACUGCCCCUUCUCCGCCCGGGACAUCAUGGCCGUUGUGAGAGCUGUUGCCGACGAGAACGCGAACUAGAAAAAAUGACUAGAACUAGGGAAAGUACUAGAACUAGAAAAUAAUACUAGAACUACAAGUCACUUUCAUUACCUUGGUCCGUAGUGUGUCACUGUCGUCCCUCUGUAGGUCGUUGUUUCGUUGUCAUUUUCAUUUUAGCGAGAGUCGUCUGGCGGCAUCGGGUCGUGGGGUGAUGCUGCAAGGUCAUGGCUCGUUCGGGUCGAAGACGAUUCUCCUGAGGAUAAAUCUCGGAGCAACCCUGAGCAAGUUAUCUUGGUCUAGGUUGUUUCUUGGGAGAAAGAGAGGCCCCAAGAUACAAAUUAACGCUAAAUUGGUUUGAUCACAGGUUAGUUUGGGUUCCGUGCCAAGAUAUAUAAUGCCUCUCUAGUUUAUGUUUUCAGUUACCCGAGUUAGUGAAUGACAAGAGAAGUAAAUUGUAUUUUCUUACAUGUAAUACAUAGUGCGACAAAUACAAAUAUUAUCAUGAAUAUUGCAUACGAUUUAUAUUUCUGCAUAUUUUUGUAUUCAUGAAAUAAUCUACCUCUGUCGUGUAUAUUCAUAAAUACAUGGUAUUAUUGUC